Molecule: messenger RNA, 1491 nt
Organism: Malus domestica (apple)
Lineage: Eukaryota; Viridiplantae; Streptophyta; Magnoliopsida; Rosales; Rosaceae
Product: auxin-responsive protein IAA12
Biological process (GO): regulation of DNA-templated transcription
Cellular component (GO): nucleus
Molecular function (GO): protein binding
Source: RefSeq, a predicted model, not a curated record
CACAUGGGCCCCAUCAUCAUCACUCUCUCCACCACCUACGCCUUCCCUCCCUCCUCCUCCCCCACCAUCCCCUUUCCUCUGCUUUUGCCUUCCCCUGCUCCUCCUCAGUCCUCCCUCCCUUUGGUCCUUUCUAUUCUAUUUGACACUCAUAAGUCAUAACAAACAAACAAAAUCCCACAUCCGCUCUCUCUCUCUCUCUCUCUGAAACCCACAAUUUCUUCAACCCUCUCUCUCUUGAUCAGCUUGAUGGAAGCCACACUUGGGUUGCUUGGUGGUGGAGGUGGGUCUUCUGGUGUCUCAUCGAACGAGUCUACAAUGUCAAAGGCGGAGGUGGUGGCGGUGGAGCAAGACUACGUGGGGAUGUCCUCUGAGGCAACCUCUUACCCUGCUGAGGCAGAGCUUGAGCUGGGCCUCAGCCUUGGUGGCGGAGGGAAGCUCAGCAACCCAUGUGCAUGGGGUGAGCGUGGUAGAAUCUUGACUGCCAAGGACCUUCCUUCCAUGGUGGUCUCUAACGGCGCCUCUUCAGCUGCUUCUAGGUUCUCUCACAGACCCCAUGCUUCUGCUGCUGUUGCUGUUUCUGGGACUAAGAGAGCUGCUGACUCUGCUCCCCAAGAGGGUGGCUCUCCCACUGCUGUUAGUCAGGUUGUGGGAUGGCCACCGAUAAGUGCUGCGAGGAUGAACAGCUUGGUUAACCAAGCAAAGACUGCAAGGGCUGAAGAUGAUACGGCAGUUGGGGAGAAAUCGAAGGACACUUCGAAGAAGAAGAUCAACGUCGGUAGUAAGACAACUGUGAAAGAGAAAGGGCAUCUCGGAUUUGUGAAGGUGAACAUGGAUGGAAUUCCAAUCGGGAGGAAAGUGGAUUUGAAUGCUCACUCUUGCUAUGAGACUUUGGCUCAAACACUCGAGGAAAUGUUUAUCAGCCCCACUACAACUAUUGGUGGAGACACGGAACAAGCAAAGAAGCCCUCGAAGCUUCUGGACGGAUCCUCUGAAUUUGUGCUCACAUAUGAAGAUAAAGAGGGAGAUUGGAUGCUUGUCGGAGAUGUUCCUUGGGGGAUGUUCCUCGGCUCAGUGAAAAGGCUUCGGAUCAUGAGGACAUCUGAGGCUAAUGGUCUUGCUCCAAGAUUUCAAGAAAGGAGCGAGAGACAAAGAAACAAACCUAUCUAGAAAAGGCACUGCUGCGCAUUAUUUCCAAGUCUGGUAAGAUGAAUGAAGGAAACCUACAGUUUGAUAACAGAAAGAAGUAGAAAUUCAAUGAGACAAAGAGUGCGAAGAUCGGCUUCCACAGGCUGUUACAUAGUGCUAGCAUACAGGCCUGCAUACUCGGCUACAUGCUGCUGCUGCCUUCUCGUACUGUAAAUAUGGGAGCAUUUCACUUCAUAUCUAGAGAGGAGAGUGCUGAGUUUUGCUGCAAAAGAAGCUUGUCUGGUUUUAUUAUUUUUUAAUUAUUUAUUUCGGUUGUUUUGGUUAAUCAGCACUUUUUUUACUUUC